AUGCUUCGUACAAGAUCCAAUCCCAAUCCUCAACAACCAGAAACACCCCAUUCCAAGUCCCUCGAACCGGACACACCAAUGUCGCAUUACACCUCUCGUAUUCAUUCAGAGGACGAUCCCGUCCAUCCUUCCAACCUCAACUCCGAUUCAGAAUACUUGGGAGGUGGGAGUGGUGAAGGAUCCGGUACGGGUACACCUGCUGCUCAUGCUGGCAGCGCUUCAUUGGAAGGUGUGAAUUCCAGCUCGACCGGUACAGAAUUUAACUCUACUACAAAUCAACAGAGACGUAUGUCUGCCGGUUCUGGUGGGAAAGGUAGUGGGAUAUCGGAGAAACCAGGCGGUGGGAUACAAAGUAGAAGAAGUAAGAAUGGUCUAACAUUAAAUCUAAGUUCGUUGAUGGGUAAAAGAUCAAAAGGAAAUAAAUUUGGUUUAUCACAGAAAGGUUGGAUGGCCGUUACUGGAUUUGUUGGGUUCAUAUUACUCUUAAAAUUACUAUUCUCCGGAUCAUCAGAAGAUCCUCAUCAUCACGUCAUUGAUCAAUCUCAUCUCGUACCUCGGGAUUACCUGAACAACUCCCUUAUUGAUCCUGCCCCAUUCGAAUUCUGUCCCGUGUUUGGUCCAGGAGAUGCGAUAGCAGCGAGAAGAGGUCAGCUGGAGUUGUUGAAAUCUAGGUUACAUACAGGUACCAAUGCCAGAGUACAGAGGGUAUUGCAAAAAGCUAUGAGUGGAAGUAGUAUUACUUUGAGUGUUUUAGGUGGAUCAGUAUCCGCAUGUACAGGAGCAGGUGACGAUCCCGUCAACGAAAAAUGUUAUCCUCAUAAAUUCUUUGAUUGGUGGAAUACCGUUUUCCCUCACCCCGCAAACGAAUUGACCAACGGAGCUACCAAGAAGACGGAUUCAGCUUAUUACGCUUAUUGCAACUCGCACCAUUUACCUGACAAGACCGAUUUGGUCAUUCUGGAAUUUGAUGCUGCUGAUCCAAACGAUCCAGAAUGGCUUCAACAUUUCGAGCUUCUCGUCCGAUCCAUCCUUGUCCGACCAGAAAUGCCAGCUGUCAUCAUCCUCGGACACUUCAGUCCACAAGUCCAGGCUCAGAACGGGUUCGCUGGACCUGAAUUGCUUCACAAUGUCGUUGCUCAAUUCUACGAUGUCCCGCAUAUCAGUGCCAAAGGAGUGUUAUAUGAGCAAUACCUCGAAAUGCCUGAACAAGCCCGAUCGACCUUCUAUGCUGAUCCGAACCACGCCAAUCAUAACGGGCACGAUCUCAUCGCGGACGUAUUGAUCUCCUACAUCAUGUCUCAGAUCUGUUCCGGUUGGUCAGCUAUCAACGGACAUGCCUUUGACGUACCCAACUUGGGUACUGAGGGAGACAACUCAGCUAGUGGACCCUCGCUACUGGGUGGAGUAGGACUGAGAAAAGGUAUGCCAGGUCAAGAUCCCGGAGAUGGAGAUUCAGCUGGAUCUUCCCUGGCUGAACGAUACCAAGGUCUGAGAGUACCUCAAAUGAGGUUGAACGAUCGACCACAUGACGUUCAGCAAUUCAGAGAGAUCGAACCUUUCUGUGUGGCCGCCAGUGAUCUGAUCAACCCUUUACCUCCAAGUUUGUUCUAUGGUAGUGGUUGGCAUACUUACCAUCCACCAAAAGGUGCGGUAUAUGAGGAUAGACAUUAUUGGUACGCUGAGCAACCCACCGCACGACUUAGAGUACCACUCAAACUCGGUGCAGGAGACGUGGGAAUCUACUUCCUUCAAUCUCCACCUGAUAAACCCCUGGGUACAGUCAAAUGUUGGGUGGAUGAUAAUGUUGGAGGAGCGAAGGAAUUGGCAGGCACAGCCGAAGUAGAGGAUGUGAUUGCUACCCUGGUAAUGAUCGAUAGAGGUGUAUCGAGAGGUUCGCAUUUCGUCGAAUGCCAACUUCAAGGUGAAGCUGGGGGUACUUCACCACCAUUCAAGAUAUUGGGAAUGUGA
Kwoniella botswanensis is the source of this 1968-nucleotide messenger RNA. RefSeq lists its product as uncharacterized. The record is from RefSeq and is a predicted model, not a curated record. Bases 1 to 1968 code for a protein of 655 amino acids. The transcript has 8 exons. Lineage: Eukaryota; Fungi; Basidiomycota; Tremellomycetes; Tremellales; Cryptococcaceae.